GCUCGCUCCAGCCCAGAAGCCUGCAAGCCACCGCCGCUGCGAUCAUGGCUGGGAUGGAGCUCGCACCGCUCAGACCCUGGGACGACUUUCUUCCCGGUUCAGAUCGCUUUGCAAAACCUGACGUGGGUAACUUAGCAAAAUGGAACAACAGAGUCGUCAGCAAUUUGCUCUACUAUCAGACCAAUUACUUUGCAAUGGCCAUUGUCGUGUUUUUGAUCGUUGGAUUUCUGAACCCUGUGUCCAUGAUCCUAGGAGGAGCGGUAGUGGCUUUGGUAUUCGUUGGUUCUGUGUGGGCAGCUGACGACAGAGCCGUGAUCAAGAACUUCAAGAAGCAGAACCCAUCUUUGUUUGUAAUUGGCGUACUGGGCGCUAGCUAUUUCCUCAUAUCCCUCUUCGGAGGUGUGAUGGUGUUCAUUUUCGGCAUCACUUUCCCCCUGCUCUUGAUGUUUGUCCAUGCGUCAUUGAGACUACGCAACGUGAAGAAUAAGCUAGAGAAUAAGCUGGAAGGAGCGGGGCUGAAGAAGUCACCGAUGGGGGUGAUUCUGGACGCUCUGGGGCAACAAGAAGAAAACCUCAACAAAAUCACGGAUUUCCUGGCCAGCAAAGUGAAAGAGUAAAACCAACCCCUGAUAUGUUCCAGACAGCACUGCACUGCUUAUCUUGUCCCUCUGUCCCCUAACAAAGAGGAAACAGUGCUAUGUGGUAGCCUGUGAUUACUAGAACAGCCAAAUACUCCAAAAAACUAUUUUCCUAUAGACUGAAAAACAAAGUAAAAAAACAAUGUGCAAUCCUUGUAUUUUUUUAAGUGGAUAAAAACCCACAUUCCUCAUAUCGCCAUUUUCCUUAAGUAAAAAGAAGAAAGGGAAAAGGCUUUAUUUUGGAAAACAAUCCUCUGUAUUUUGUGUGCACCUCAGUUUCAUAUUUUUUGAAGGGAAGCGUUCUCAAAAGCUUACUUGAAGGGAAAAUAUUAAGAUGCAUUCAGCAUCCUCACUUUCAGGAGACCCACACCAACAGUAUCAACUCAUGUGCAAUAGAAACCAGUCAAGGUUGAAUCCUUGUCCUCUAGGUUCUGUUAAGGAAAAGACUAAAAAGAUCAGUGAAGGGAAAUGCAUUAGUGUGAAAUAAAUCUAAGCAGAAAUAUUCACAACA
Lepisosteus oculatus (spotted gar) is the source of this 1149-nucleotide messenger RNA. RefSeq names its product ADP-ribosylation factor-like 6 interacting protein 5a (gene arl6ip5a). Gene Ontology annotation, biological process: negative regulation of transport. The record is from RefSeq and is a predicted model, not a curated record. Gene Ontology annotation, cellular component: membrane. NCBI's taxonomy places the organism in Eukaryota, Metazoa, Chordata, Actinopteri, Semionotiformes, Lepisosteidae.